CUAGGUCGACGGACUUGUCUUGAUACAAAAGGUUUCUCGCCUCAGUCUGCGUCCACUGACAAUCAGGGCAUCGUAUGCACGUGGGCCUGCACUGUGUGACCAUGCACACGUCCACUACAUUGCCUGAUCGCGAUCGUUGAUUGAUUUUCCAAUUGUCAAUUAUUUAGUAUUCAGGCCUGUCUUGUCGAGUAUUAACACAGAUCGGAUAGGAGUUGAAGCAUACACUACAUACAGCUUUAAAUAGCUGGUGGUUUGGGGAAUAUAAUCAGCGUUGUCGGCUUACACUAUAUAAACUAGUUGAGCUUUUGGCUUCACCAAGUUUGUAAAGUCUCCAAGUAUGUCGUAUUUUGAUCCUAACACUCCAGACAUCGUGCUGAAGAGCUUAUUCAUGAAGUACGACACGGAUGGAAGUGGAGGGCUCGGGGCUGACGAGCUCAAAGUCCUUCUGAAAGACGACUUUGGGCUCACGGAGGACCAGGCCAAAACAUACGCCCUGGUCCUCGACAAGGACGGCAACAAAAACGUCACAUUUGAUGAGUUCGCAGCCUGGUUACGUAGCGGAGAAAGAUUUCAGACAAUACACGACAAGACCCGGUAUUUCUACCUGAAGAAAGCUGUGGAAUUGUUCAAUAAAUUUGAUGCUGACGGGAGUCAUACGCUGGAUCACGAGGAGUUCAGACAAGUCUUGGCGAGCACGGAGGCCAAGUCGGUGAAUGUGGAAGAGGCUUUGAAGGCACUUGAUAGUGAUGGAAACGGGCGUAUCUCGUUCCCCGAAUUUCUCAAGUGGCUCAAUUGGGUGCCAGCGGCUACCUUUGAGUAAACGAUAGGCUAUAACAAACGUAUCCUGUAUGAAACAUUAAAGGGCUACUGUAGGUAAAUGGACGCUGGUGUGAACUAGGGGAUCAAAUUGGCUGAUGCUGAUAUGUUUACUCAAUGCGAUACUGAGUAUAGAAAUAAGUGGUGAUCGCUUUGGGAGACUCGGACUGUAUAGAUGAUAGGCGAAGCUUGGAUGAGAUACUAGCAAUCUCCCCCUUGGUGAUAAUGAAUAAUUACCAUCAUUGAAGUAGGAUACUUCCAUGUGUGAUGUUUCCACUCUUCAGAGGAGCGAUCACUUUAAAUAAAGUUCUUUAUGAGCGAAGUUUACUCUUUCGAUUUGGGGAGUAAGUCGUCUUAUAAAUUUGAUUGCUUCGGCUCAAGUGUGUGUCGAGGUCACUUCCAAAAACCCAUGGUGCAUUUGAACUAACAAAGAGCAUCAAGGGCCUAUUUUGCUUAUUAAACGUUCAUAGCUUCUUAAA
This is a messenger RNA of Lineus longissimus, 1295 nucleotides long. RefSeq names its product squidulin-like. Bases 338 to 820 code for a protein of 160 amino acids. Gene Ontology annotation, molecular function: calcium ion binding. NCBI's taxonomy places the organism in Eukaryota, Metazoa, Nemertea, Pilidiophora, Heteronemertea, Lineidae. The transcript is spliced from 2 exons. The record is from RefSeq and is a predicted model, not a curated record.